GUGUGUAGGGAGAGAGAGGGAAAGAGGGAGGGAGAGAUGUAUCUGUUCAGUAGGGUAGGUUAGUUCCUCCUCUCCGUCUUACACCAGCAGUCUGUUACUUUCUUCUCCUUGGCUGAAGUGAAACUCCAGCAGCAGGUUGUGCAGCCAUGUUGGCCGUGUGUUUAAGGCUGCUUUUGCUCCUCACCCUGGUCAGCGCUGUACCCUCCCCUUCCAGACCUCCAUCCAGACUCUGCAGACGAUGCUGCGACCACCAUGAGCCACCAGCAGCUUCUACUCAAUAUCAGAUGCCUGAGGUCCGCACUGUCAUCAAUAUGACCAUCCUCAAAGGUGACAAAGGAGACAAAGGCGACAAGGGUACACCUGGCAAGCCAGGUAUAGAAGGUCAUCCAGGCAUUCGAGGCCCCGUGGGCCCUACAGGCAGCAAAGGCCAGGCGGGCAUUCCUGGAGAUGCCUGCAAGAUCCCUCACUCUUCCUUCUCGGUGGGCCGUCGCAAGUCCCUGCACAGCGUGGACUACUACCAGGCGCUGGUGUUCGACACUGUGUUCGUCAACAUCCAUGAGCACUUCAACAUGUUCAAGGGAAAGUUCUACUGCUACGUGCCCGGGAUCUACUUCUUCAAUGUGAACAUCCACACCUGGAACUUUAAGGAGACCUACCUCCACCUCAUGCACAACACCAAGGAGCAGGUCAUUCUGUACGCUCAGCCCAGCGAGAGGUCCAUCAUGCAGAGCCAGAGUGUCAUGCUCAAUCUGGCUCUGAAUGAUGAGGUCUGGGUUCGACUCUACAAGAGGGAGCGGGAGAAUGCUGUUUAUAGUGACGAUGUGGAUGUUUACAUCACCUUUAACGGAUACCUGGUGGCGCCUGGCGUUCAGUAAAACGGAAGCAAGAGAGUAACAGAAUCUCUGGUAUUAUCUGGACUUUUUGCCAUGGAUACUGCUUAAUGCAAAGAAAUGAGAGCCAAAAAGAGGACAUUGCAAGUUUGGUGCUUAUCAAAUAUUCCUUUUAGACUUGAGAGGAACAAACUGUGCUUUUUUAAUGAGGCUUUUAGAAUACAAAGGCACAGUUAACAAGAAACGUAGCACAACAUGAAUAGGGAAUGUAGAAUUACUUUCUGAAUAACAAAGGAAAGGCAUAUUUCCUUCUUCUUCGCUGUGCUAUUUUUUCUUCUUGGAUCACUUUUUUUCAGGGACUUUGUGUAUGAAUGCAAGUUGUAUCAGGAAUCUUAAAUCUGUGCAAUCAGUUGUGUAUUUGUGCCAUGGUGCUUUUUAGAGAAAACUUUCUGUUUCAUUAAAAUGCAUUUUUCACAGCCUGUUUAUUGAA
This is a messenger RNA of Labrus mixtus (cuckoo wrasse), 1320 nucleotides long. RefSeq names its product C1q and TNF related 6b (gene c1qtnf6b). The coding region runs from base 147 to 875 and encodes 242 amino acids. The record is from RefSeq and is a predicted model, not a curated record. NCBI's taxonomy places the organism in Eukaryota, Metazoa, Chordata, Actinopteri, Labriformes, Labridae. Gene Ontology annotation, molecular function: protein binding. The transcript is spliced from 3 exons.